AUGACCAAUGAUGUAAAAACUAAAAUUGAUAAGAUAUGCAAAGAUCUUGAUCCAACAUUAACAAUUUCUGAAAGAACAAAAAUAUUAAAUUCUGAUGGCUGCGAUGCAAAGCCACACCAAGUUUAUUACUAUAUGAAAAAAAAAUAUAGCCAUAAAAGGAGCCGAUUUCAUCCCUAUCAGAGAAAAUAUGUCGGUAAUGUUCUUAAACGUCAAUGCUUUGCAGCAAAAUUAAUUGAUACUUUGGAAGAGGGUAAACAAAUAGUCAACAUCGAUGAAUUUGGUUUAGAUUUUAGCAAAAGAAAUUAUGGAUGAAGUGAAAAAGGAUCAAAAUGCUUAGGGUUUAAGACUUCAAUGAAAAGAUUUUAUAGCAUUAUUAUUGCAGUAUCUAAUUGAAAUGGAAUAAUUGCAUGAAGAGCUAUUGGAGAAAAUAAUAACGCAAAAAAGUUUAACAAUUUUAUUGCAGAUCUGACAAAAUACAUUUAUAGUCAGGAUAGAGAUUUUAGGGAAUAUACAGUGUUUUUUUUGGAUAAUUCGAAAAUACACACAUCAGCCAUUAAUAAAGAGCUAUAUGAAAAAUUAGGCCUGUUUGUAUUGUUUGGGACUCCUUACACUCCGCAGUUUGCUUUCGUUGAAAGAAUUAUUAGUUAUAUUAAAGCGAAAGUCAAAAUCUGUGAAGAUACACUUUUAGAAAGUUUGAAAUAUAGUGUUAAUAAGACACAAGAAAUACUUGAUAUGGAAAAAAUAAUGAGAAAUAUUUUAAACAGUUACGGGUCGAAAGCCUUAAAACUCGAAGAUUUAGGAGAUUAG
Blepharisma stoltei is the source of this 807-nucleotide messenger RNA. Lineage: Eukaryota; Ciliophora; Heterotrichea; Heterotrichida; Blepharismidae. The record is from the annotation of a GenBank genome assembly.